GCCCAUUGGACCUGAUAUGAGCUCCAACAUUGGGACUAGUCCAAUAAUUCCCGCUUAGAUUUGCUGUUGUACCCAGAGCUUGCACCUUAGGUUGACUGUCCGCAUACACCAUUCAUCAUCGUCGCUAAUCUAUUGGUGGAUCGGCCUUCUUGCUGCAGCUGCUCCUGCCAUUCUACUUGCUAAACUCACUGCCACUGCUCUACUUCUCAGCCAUCAUCACCAAAUAAUUCCUUCUGCCUCCCGCUGCGCUCCCCCAGCACCUCUACACUCUCCUCCACCUCUCUCUCCUCCACAUCCUCCAUAGGCCAUCAUCAUGGCCGACACCGACUUCCGUGCACCUUCAAUCAAGCCGAGACUAAAGUACAACACCAUCGGGGGUAUCAACGGUCCUCUAGUCAUCCUCGACAAUGUCAAAUUCCCUCGAUAUAACGAAAUCGUCAGUUUAACCCUCCCAGAUGGCUCCGAGAGAUCAGGCCAGGUGCUUGAAGCAAGAGGGAACAGAGCUGUCGUACAGGUGUUCGAAGGAACCCCGGGUAUCGAUGUCAAGAAGACCAAAGUCGAGUUCACCGGCCACAGUCUGAAACUAGGUGUAUCCGAAGACAUGCUUGGCCGUAUCUUUGAUGGAUCAGGAAGAGCUAUAGACAAGGGCCCCAAGGUGCUGGCUGAAGACUACUUGGACAUCAAUGGUUCUCCCAUCAACCCUUACUCAAGAGUUUACCCCGAAGAAAUGAUCUCGACUGGUAUUUCCGCCAUCGACGCCAUGAACUCGGUCGCUCGAGGUCAAAAGAUCCCCAUCUUCUCUGCUGCCGGUCUUCCCCAUAACGAGAUUGCUGCUCAGAUUUGUCGACAAGCAGGCUUGGUCAAGAAACCCACAAAAGGUGUUCACGAUGGCCACGAGGAGAACUUCAGCAUUGUCUUUGCCGCUAUGGGUGUCAACAUGGAAACUGCUCGCUUCUUCACACGAGAUUUUGAAGAGAACGGUUCCAUGGAACGGGUCACUCUCUUCCUCAACCUGGCCAACGAUCCUACGAUUGAACGUAUCAUCACUCCUCGUCUCGCUUUGACCACGGCCGAAUACUAUGCCUACCAGCUCGAGAAACACGUCCUGGUCAUUCUCACUGAUCUUUCUGCCUACUGCGACGCUUUGCGAGAGGUGUCUGCCGCCCGAGAAGAAGUGCCUGGUCGACGUGGUUACCCUGGUUAUAUGUACACUGAUUUGUCCACCAUUUACGAACGAGCCGGUCGUGUUGAAGGUCGAAACGGGUCCAUCACUCAGAUUCCCAUCCUGACCAUGCCCAACGAUGACAUUACGCAUCCCAUUCCCGAUUUGACUGGUUACAUUACCGAAGGCCAGAUUUUCGUGGACCGACAACUCGACAACAAGGGUAUUUACCCGCCCAUCAAUGUCUUGCCAUCAUUGUCGCGUCUCAUGAAAUCUGCCAUUGGAGAAGGUCUCACGAGAAAGGAUCACGGUGAUGUCUCAAACCAAUUGUAUGCCAAGUAUGCCAUUGGUCGAGAUGCUGCUGCAAUGAAGGCUGUCGUGGGUGAGGAAGCAUUGAGCUCUGAAGACAAACUUUCGCUCGAGUUCUUGGAAAGGUUUGAGAAGCAGUUCAUCUCGCAAGGUCCAUACGACAAGCGCACCAUUUUCGACAGUUUGGACAUUGGCUGGAACUUGCUGCGCAUUUUCCCCAAGGAGCUACUCAACCGAAUCAACCCCAAGUUGCUGGAUGAGUUCUACGCUCGCAAAGGACACCAAAAGAAGGAGCCCAAGGGCAACAAGGACACGAGGGACAAUGCAGAGGGUGAGAGGCAGGUUAACGGCGAACCAAACCUCUUGGAUGAUUAGAAUCGGGCGUCAAGGUCAAUGCCCCGAGUGGCGUGGCGAGGAGUCGUGGUUUGAGUCAAUAGUGCUAUAAUGGCCGUACACCAGCAACCGACCGCCGCAGCAGUGGCAUGAUGUGUGGUCGCAACAGUUUGUACGUGCACUGAAUCAUUCCUAGACUAUUUGUACUGUUUGAUCUGCAAGUUUCAUCGUUUUUGGUAAAGAAGAUGGUGGGUGGCAUGCCCAUCCCUUAGGAGCGUGUUUUGCCAGGAUGGACGUCUAUUCUAUAGAAAUGUAUGCACAUACACACAAAUAUACCUUACCUCAGUAGUCUCCAGAUAGUGGAGGCUGAGGUUCUUCUACUGACA
Molecule: messenger RNA, 2190 nt
Organism: Exophiala mesophila
Lineage: Eukaryota; Fungi; Ascomycota; Eurotiomycetes; Chaetothyriales; Herpotrichiellaceae
Product: V-type proton ATPase subunit B
Exons: 5
Coding region: 314-1846 (510 amino acids)
Biological process (GO): ATP metabolic process; proton transmembrane transport
Cellular component (GO): proton-transporting V-type ATPase, V1 domain
Molecular function (GO): ATP binding; proton-transporting ATPase activity, rotational mechanism
Source: RefSeq, a predicted model, not a curated record